Messenger RNA from Schistocerca serialis cubense, 2537 nucleotides. RefSeq names its product zinc finger protein 492-like. The record is from RefSeq and is a predicted model, not a curated record. The transcript is spliced from 12 exons. Lineage: Eukaryota; Metazoa; Arthropoda; Insecta; Orthoptera; Acrididae. The coding region runs from base 270 to 2537 and encodes 755 amino acids.
GUUGUCAUUUGUGAAACAGUGGAAUUUCGGCGUCCAGAUGGUAAAUAAGUAACUGGGUUUUGUAAACUAGGAUGAUACAAACACGAAAAUUUAGUCCGGAAAAAAGCUGAUGCUCCAUUAGUAUUAUUAUUAUUAUUGUUGAUUUGAACUCACGGAACCAGCAAAUAUCUUUUGAUUCUGUGGGACAGAAACUGUAGUUAUGGUCAACAAGAAAAAUAUUUGGACAAAAAAAAGAGGGAACAGAUGAGAUAUGCACUGAACCAGGCCCUAUGAUCCAAGUCUACCCAACCAGUGUUAAUUUAAAAGAAGAUUGGGAGGAGACGGCGAAUCAAGAGGUGGUAACAUCAACAAGAUAUGCAUCCAACAGUAGAAGGUUGAUUCAACGUAGGGGUGAUAGUUGUGGCAUUUCAUUUCAAGAAACUAUUAAUGAAAGAGUUGUCCAUGAUGAACUGAAGAUAGGCACAUGGGAAUCAACAAUUUUCACCAUGUUUGGUACACACACAGAAGGAUUGACCUCACAAGAAGCUAACGUACUCUGCACGAAACUAAAAUAUCGUUUGAGGGAAAAAGAACUGCAGAAAUUUAGUUGCAGUUUCUGCCUACAGAGCUUUCCCUCAAAAUAUAAACUCAUAAAGCAUGUCUUCACACACAUAGAUGGUGUGCAGCCGCCUAUAUAUAUUUGUAAGUUGUGUGGUGAAGUAUUUCCCAGUAAUGGUAGCUUAAACAAACAUGGGAAAAUGGGUGUGUGUGAUCAAGCUUUACUUGCCGGUAUUAAUGAGAAAUUUGACUCUAGUUAUAACCCCAAAAAAACUGCCUUCUUGGAUCAUGAUCAAGAACUUUCUAUGUUGGAACAGACUGAGAAGCAGUCUUCAUCUAAGGACUCUGGGAAGACUUUAAAAAAAACCUUUAAUGACAUUUGUAACACACUAACUAUUUCACGCAACUCAAAGAAACGAGACAGAGGUGAAAGUAAUUCAACUGUAACAGCAGCUAUUAAAGUAAGUACAAACACUGUUGGACUUACUGUAAAGAGACCCCACAAAUGUGAUAUAUGUGGCAACUGCUUUACACAGCUGGGUUCUCUAAAGGGCCAUAUAUUAAUACACACUGGGAAGAAACCUCACAAAUGUGAUGUGUGUGGCAAAUCUUUUACACAAUUGAGUACUCUCAAGAGCCACGUCUUAAUACACACUGGAAAAAGACCACACAAAUGUGACAUUUGUGGCAAAUCUUUUACUCAGUUAAGUACUCUCAAGACACACUUAUUAUUACACAAAGGAAACAGACCACACACGUGUGAAAUAUGUGGCAAAUCGUUUGCUCUGUUGCGUGGUCUGAAGUGCCAUGCAUUAAUACAUGCUGGUAUAAAACCACACAAAUGUAAUAUUUGUGGUAAUUCUUUCACUCAGUUGGGUCAUCUCAAGGAGCAUGUAUUAAUACACAUAGGAAUAAGACCACACAAAUGUCAUGUAUGUGGCAAAUCUUAUACCCAGUCAAAUACUCUCAAGAAACAUGCAUUGACACACAUGGGAAGGAGACCAUACGAGUGUGAUAUUUGUGGCAUGUCUUUUACUCAGUCGGGUAAUCUGAAGACUCACUCCUUAAUACACACUGGACAGAGACCCCAUAAAUGUGAUAUCUGUGGCAAGUCUUUUGUCCAGUCAGGUACUCUGAAGAGUCAUAGAAUAAUACACACUGGAAAGAGACCGCACAAAUGUGGUAGUUGUAACAAAUCUUUUACUGAUUUACGUAAUCUCAAGAGACAUGAAUUAAUACACACUGGUAAGAGACCCCACAAAUGUGAUAUCUGUGGCAAAUGUUUUACUCAGUUGGGCAAUCUCAAGAGGCAUAUAUUAUUACAUACUGGAAAGGAACAUUCAGUGCUCUGGAUAAGGCAAGGAAAUGUAAUGGUAUUUUGCAUAUCACUUCAAGGAUGGUGUCAUUCUGAGAUCCAUGAAGCUGUAAAUGCUAGGCAGAAGGAGAUGCUUAAAAUACAACGUGGGCGAAAACAUAAUGAGAACUGCCUAAUAGUGUGGUGGUCCACCGUUGGAAUGUACUACUGGAAAUAUUCUGCUUGGUAUGGCCUUGUGACAUGCACCCCAGAUGAAUGUCCACUAUGUCACAAUUUUGGACCCAAAUGCUUGUAUCUGGGUAUGAUCAUUGAUGUGGUGCAACAAGAAAGUCACUCAUUCAGCAUGGAUCAGUUUAUUUUCCACUUCCUCCCAAUUUUUUGUUUGUUUAAAAUAUCUGCUUUGCUAUGUCAUGUCAUACCUGAAGUGACUUCAUGUAGUUGUAAUAAAUGUUGUGGAUAUUCUGAUUUAGUAAUAAUGGACACACAUGUUGUAUUCCCAGGAAUGACUACUUGUAACAAUAACUUCAACAAUUAUUGCUCAAGUAAGAACAGAUCUCAUAAUUUACAAAUAACAUAUUCUCAAAUUAAGUCCCUGUACAAUGUACAAUACAAUAUAAUACUCUCAUCUAAUCUGUCCAUCCGUUCCUUGGGGUGGAAGAAAAUGUAUGCAUCUAUCAUUGUCUGA